GAGGAAGGGAAGGGAGUUUCUCCCGUAAGAACUCGGGGGCAGCGCCCGGGAAACCCUCUGCGGAGCUCCCGGCAUGCGGCUUCCGCGUUCAGGCCAAGAACCGCCUUGCCACCCCCGGAGCCGGCGGGGGUGGGGAGAGGGCAGGGCGGGCGCUCCGGACCGGCUCCCGGUGGGAGUGGCUGGCCAACGCGGAGCGUCGAUUGCUGCGGGAAGACGGCUCGGGCGCCCCUGCCUUUCUCGGGCGCAGCUCCGCUCUCCUCCCGCGCAGGUCCGGCGCUGCCAGGAUCGCUGCUUCUCUCGAGCGCCUAAAUCAGCCCGAAAAUCGCAGCCGCAGCAGCUUCCAGCCUGCGGGAGAAACCAGGCUCGGCUCCUUCCGCCCCGGAGCCAGGCGAAAUGGCCUCUGCCAACGACACCCGGCAGAUGCCCAAGGAUGCCGCUGACCAAAACUUCGAUUACAUGUUCAAGCUUUUGAUCAUUGGCAACAGCAGCGUAGGCAAGACUUCGUUUCUCUUCCGAUAUGCCGAUGAUUCCUUUACUCCAGACUUCGUUAGCACCGUCGGCAUCGAUUUCAAGGUGAAGACUGUCUACAGGAAUGAAAAAAGAGUCAAGCUGCAGAUUUGGGACACAGCUGGCCAAGAGCGGUAUCGAACCAUCACAACAGCCUACUACAGGGGAGCAAUGGGUUUUUUACUCAUGUAUGACAUUUCCAACCAGGAGUCUUUCAAUGCUGUACAAGACUGGGCAACUCAGAUCAAGACUUACUCCUGGGAUAAUGCUCAAGUGAUUUUGGUUGGGAACAAGUGUGACCUGGAGGAUAACCGAGUAAUAUCCCCUGAAGAUGGCAAGAGACUUGCUGAUGAACUAGGUUUAGAAUUCUUUGAAGCCAGUGCCAAGGAUAAUAUCAAUGUUAAGCAGGUCUUUGAACGCUUGGUGGACAUAAUCUGUGAGAAGAUGAAUGAGAGCCUGGAUGCGAGCUCUGGCACGAACAGCACCAAUCACAAGAACGCUGCCCUGAAGGAAGCAUCAGCUUCACACUCCAACAGUUGUUCCUGCUAGGCAGGAAUUUGGCCGACCACUGAGACCCGCAGUGCCUCGCUGCUCUACGUAAAUGAGGAGGAAGGUUCAGCAAAUGGCACAUCUCCUUUGACUGCUGAUUGACUCAUCUCUCUGUUUGCCUCUGGCUGCGCCUGUUUGGCCUCUUGACAGCAUGCAUCCGUUUCCUCCCCUCCUUUUCUCUGCAGAAUAAUUGUGCUUUUCUGGCAAAGGAGUAUGAUUUCUUUUGCAUAUAUGCACUUCGGUUUACACUCCCAAUGACAACAUGCCUUUGCAAUCCAGACAAAUUGGGCCUCUCUCUCUCUCUGGCCCUGUGCCCAACUCUGUCUCCACUCUUUUCAAGAUUCUAGUGCCAGUUCUCUGAUUUGACUGAUCUCGCUUAGUGACGAGGGAUUGAACAACUUGUUUCAUAUGAAACCUGGAUCUGCAUAAAGCAUCCUUCCUUCCCACCUUGCCCCCUUUAACUACUCCGUGCAUUUGAUGAAGUCAGCUGCAGUUCACAAAAUUUCAUGCCUUUUAAUAAAAAGUUUUUUUUUUUAAUUGGAAAGGGGCUACGUUAUUCCUUUGGAUUUUCUGCCAAAUUCAGCCUUCUGCAAUUUCCUCUUAUCUAAAAAAAUAAACCCCAUGGCGCUUUGAAGUUGGAUAUUCUCAUUCAGCAAGCCCUUAAGAACUAGAUGUAGGUGAGAGGAAUAGGUGUGGAUAAUUGGGUAACCUCUGGAACGAGCUCCCCGUGGAGAUUCGGACCCUCACCACCCUCCAGGCUUUCCGCAAAGCCCUUAA
Messenger RNA from Thamnophis elegans (Western terrestrial garter snake), 1833 nucleotides. RefSeq names its product RAB3D, member RAS oncogene family (gene RAB3D). Bases 394 to 1056 code for a protein of 220 amino acids. Gene Ontology annotation, biological process: protein localization to plasma membrane; regulation of exocytosis; protein secretion. Lineage: Eukaryota; Metazoa; Chordata; Lepidosauria; Squamata; Natricidae. The transcript has 5 exons. The record is from RefSeq and is a predicted model, not a curated record. Gene Ontology annotation, cellular component: synaptic vesicle; plasma membrane; endosome. Gene Ontology annotation, molecular function: GTPase activity; GTP binding.